AUGUCGUGUCUCAAAAGAUAUGUGUCCUCGACAGCCAAUGACACCAUUGGUAUUCCAGCGCCUUUCCCUCUGUCAUGGUUGGCGUCAGUCAGUAUUCGACAUGGGAGUGGGUUUCACCGCGGAGCUUUGAUCGGCCCUCCACUUGCCUCAGUUCCACCCAGAUCACUCUUAGUUCCCUAUUUUUUAGCAACCCGCCUGCCACCGAGGACUGGUCAAAUGGAUGUCACUCCAUUGAAAGAUGCAUGCCACGAGGUGGACAUCCACUGGUGCAUCUUUAGCCCUGCCCCUUGCCGCGCCAGCUGCAACAAGCGUCUGUCACUAACAUGGGUGCCCUCCACUUUCGCCCAGACCUUGCUCAAGCUUUGCUCUGUAAAGCCCCCACCAAGACUGGGUUCAGUCCAUGGCCCCUUGCCCAGACCAUCGUCUGAUGAGUUUCCAUUUACGGCAGCAAUUGGAAAUGCCGACCUUUUGCUCUCUCAAGGCCUGGGGAUAUGA
Fusarium pseudograminearum CS3096 is the source of this 495-nucleotide messenger RNA. RefSeq lists its product as uncharacterized. NCBI's taxonomy places the organism in Eukaryota, Fungi, Ascomycota, Sordariomycetes, Hypocreales, Nectriaceae. Bases 1 to 495 code for a protein of 164 amino acids. The transcript has 6 exons. The record is from RefSeq and is a predicted model, not a curated record.